Lucilia cuprina (Australian sheep blowfly) is the source of this 734-nucleotide messenger RNA. RefSeq lists its product as uncharacterized. The transcript has 3 exons. Bases 122 to 457 code for a protein of 111 amino acids. The record is from RefSeq and is a predicted model, not a curated record. Lineage: Eukaryota; Metazoa; Arthropoda; Insecta; Diptera; Calliphoridae.
CUUUUAAACUUCUAAUGUUUAGUAAGGAAGCAAAUAUGGGGAAGGGAGAGAGAUAAAACACCAGAAGCUGCCAAAGAAAUUGUAAAUUGGGGAGCAGAGUUUUAGUUGUGUUAAGUACAUCAUGGAAAUAAGACGUGAAGAAGUAACAUUACCCACCUAUGAACAGUCGUGUGGUUUACCUAACAAACCAUUGUGUUCUACGUUCUUUAAUGAUGCCCUUAAGGAUCCUAUAUUGAUAUUUAUCACGAUCGCUGUAGUUAUUGGCUCCUUUUGUUUACUAAGUGGUCUAUUCCUAUUAUGUCUAGUUUCGAAAACGAUACAAGACGAAAUGUCGGAAGCCAUUUUAUUGAUAGGCAUUGGUUUCUUUAUCUCAUCUGUAGCCUGUGUUUCUUGGAAAUUAACAACCCGAAGGCAAAUUUCACACUUUAUUGCCGCUAUUAAGGAAGAGACUGUAUAAAUAAAAUUACAAUUCUACGACAAUAUUCAUUAACAUCUAAAUUUAAUAAUAACAAUUAAAUUAGUUCUAAUAUUAAGAAAGCUAAACGUUAAUAGUUUGUCAAAACAAGUAAUUUACUGAAAUUUAAGUGCCUUACUUAUUCAUUUAAACAAACGUUCCUAUUUAGUUGUAAUUUAAUUAAUUUAAAAAUAUUAAACUAUUAUAUUUAUUUAAUAAUUUAAGGAAAUUUUAAGAUCAUUUAGAUAUAUUAAAAAAAAUAAUAUUUAUUAUUUUAUUU